Molecule: messenger RNA, 2505 nt
Organism: Penicillium nucicola
Lineage: Eukaryota; Fungi; Ascomycota; Eurotiomycetes; Eurotiales; Aspergillaceae
Exons: 4
Coding region: 1-2505 (834 amino acids)
Biological process (GO): telomere maintenance via telomere lengthening
Molecular function (GO): protein homodimerization activity; double-stranded telomeric DNA binding
Source: RefSeq, a predicted model, not a curated record
AUGGUUGAAACUCGAGGCGCCCGGCCAUCCUUUGAUGGCCAGGAUACACCAGCUUUCCCACCCUUCCCUUCAGAAGAAGGCGACCUUGACCAAAAACCCCCUCAUAUUCUUGAAGAUGAGGAGCAUGGCACACCCCCGGCUGCCAAAAAGCGCCGUACGGACGCUGGUCCCGACGGCGAACUUUCGCUACCUGGUGACAAUAUCCUGAUGGCCGACCAACAUGGUCCUGGUCACAAGAUUGAAGAAGAGCUCGCAUCGGCGCUUGGAGAGGGGAUUGUCGACACUGUUGAGCAAACCGACCAUACUGUUCCCGACCCCGGUCCCCGUGAUACCUCCAACGGCGCUGCGGCGACCCAAGACGGUAACGGUGAAAUAAACCCCGACGUCGCUUCGAUAAUUUCAGAGAUCAUGGACCAUACCGAGCGUCAAGAGAAUACUGUUGCCAUGGGCCCACAGGAGAUCCCGUCGUCCAAUGAGUUCCCCGGCGCCAGAGGCUUCGCUUUCCUCAAGGCCAACUCCCACUUGAAGAUUCAAUCUCUCCCAAUUCUGGACAACCUUUCUACACAAAUCCUAUCCUUUCUUUCCAAGAACACCUACCAGGACCUCACUGCCAUGGUCUCCGAGCCGGAUUCCGAGAACGGCCAGGCAUAUGCCACAAUGCGUUCCUUGUUCGAUCACACGAAGCGAGUGUAUACCGUCAAGCACUCGUUUCUUCAGCCCACGGAUCUUGAAAUUACAGACCCUUCCCAGAUUGACGUCAUUCGCAAGGCCAACCUAGCUUCCUUUGUUUCUAGCAUUUUCGGCUCCCAGGAAAUUGGGUUCGCCGAACUGAACGAGCAUUUCUUAGAUGUCUUUGUACCGGAAGGUGGUCGCUUGCUGAAGGUCCAAGGUGCUUUGUACCUCGAGCUGAAGACACAGGCCUUCAUUGCCGCAAUGAAUAACAAAGCCCACACCCGUACCGAGCUUCUCUAUUCAAUUUUCCCCGAUGACAUGGAGCAGCGGUUAUUGGCGAGACGUCCUGGCACUCGGCAGCUUGCGCCUUCCGAGACUGACUUUGUGAAUCGUCUUACCUCUCGCCGUGAUAUCCUUCUCAGUGACAUUAACAACGAGGAAGCGUUGGGUGCCUUGCCCGAUAAGUACCACUGGGAAGAUUUCCUGCGGGACCUGAGCUCCUACAUUUCAAAGAACUUUGAUGCCAUCAAUACUCAACAAGGGAAAAAGCCCAUCAAAGGAAGACAACCCUCCAGCUCGAAUGGCGAUGCGCAUGAAUCACCUAACACCACCCAUCAGGGCCAAUUUGCGCUUAAUCAACAAGUUGAAGUCCCGGUCGACCGAAACAUGCAUGGUGAUCUUGUGGCGCGCGCUGCCCGAGCUGCGCAGAUUGCCCUUCAGGGCCAUGGCCUUCGACGGUCCCAACAGCAAUCUCAGUCGCAGUCGCAAGCACAGCAACAACAGCAACCACAACAACAACACCAACAACAACCACCACCACCGCAACAGCAGCACCAACCUCUGCCACCACAGUCCCAAUCUCAGGCUAGCCCAUCUCCUAUGCCCCAUCAGCCUCAACCACAGCAACAACAGCAACCGCCACCGCCGCAGAGCCAACCUGAGCAUCAAUACCUCCAAGGUUACACAGCUGCCCAGCCACCGCAGCCUACACACCAGCAAUAUCAUCACAGCCCUACGCCACCUGGCGGGUAUCAGACGCAGCAAGCCUCGCCGCUGACCUUCCAACAAAGUCCCCUGCAGGCGAACUUCCAGCAGUACAAUCCAAACGCGGCCCAAGCCAUGCAGGCUAGAGCAAACGGCAUGUCUUCCAACCAUGGCUAUAUGCCCGGGAUCCCUCAUUACUCGCAGUCACAACCCACCCAAGUUCUUUACGAACGUGCUCGAAUGGCUGCAUCCGCCAAAUCCUCGCCAACCAGCCGCAAGUCUGGCCUUCCUAGUCAACGCAGACCAUGGACCACCGAAGAAGAGAAUGCCUUGAUGGCUGGUUUGGACCGUGUUAAAGGUCCCCACUGGAGUCAGAUCCUUGCGAUGUUUGGUCCCGGUGGAACUAUCAGUGAAGCCUUGAAGGACCGCAAUCAGGUUCAGCUCAAGGAUAAGGCUCGUAACUUGAAGCUUUUCUUUCUCAAAAGUGGGAUCGAGGUUCCUUACUACUUGAAAUUUGUUACUGGUGAACUCAAGACCCGUGCCCCCGCCCAGGCCGCCAAGCGCGAAGCUCGUGAGCGACAAAAGAAGCAGGGCGAGGAAGACAAGGCCCAUGUUGAGGGUAUUAAGGGCAUGAUGGCUCUUGCCGGAGCUCAUGGGACCCCUGUCUCCGGCCAUGAGAUGUCUGCCUCUCCUAGCCUCCCACCAGAUGCAAACAGCCAGUCUGUGUUUGAUCAAACGGCCGAGCAAAACCUGAUGCAGACUCUCAGUCAGGAGGUCCAUGGCAACCAGUACGGUCAACAUCAGCCUACCUCAGACCACCUUGAUCCACACAUGCAGCUUGGCCAGUAG